ACAAAAUUGAAUCCUAUCAGUGUUCGUGGUAAAAUGGCAGAAGCCAGAGUUGCAGUGGAUGUAAACGAGUUCAGCUGUGCAGUCUGUCUGGAUCUACUGAAGGAUCCAGUGGCUAUUCCCUGUGGACACAGUUACUGUAUGAGCUGCAUUAAGAACUGCUGGGAUCAGGAGGAUCGUCUUGGAGUUUACAGCUGCCCCCAGUGCAGACAGACCUUCAUACCCAGACCUGUUCUGGGCAGAAACACCAUGCUGGCUGAAGUGGUGGAGAAACUGAAGAAGACUGGACUACAAGCAGCUGCUCCUGCUGACCAGUAUGCUGGACCUGGAGAUGUGGAGUGUGACGUCUGUACUGGGAGAAAACACAAAGCUGUCAAGUCCUGCCUGGUGUGUCUGGCCUCCUACUGUGAAACUGACCUGCAGCUUCACAAUAAACUCCACCAUGCAAAACAGCACAAACUCAUUGAUGCCACUGGCCAUCUGAAGGACAAGGUCUGUUCCCACCAUGACAAACCCCUGGAGGUCUACUGCCGUACCGACCAGCGGUGUAUCUGUCUGCUGUGUGUGAUGGAUGAACACAGAGGCCAUGAUACAGUCUCAGCUGCUACAGGAAGGGCGGAGAUACAGAAACAAAUGGGUGAAACACAGAGGGAAUUUCAGCAGAGAAUUCAGAUGAGAGAGAAGGAGCUGCAGGAGCUGAGAGAGGCUGUGGCCUCAUUCACAAGCUCAGCACAGUCAGCAGUGGAGGAGAGCGAGAGGAUCUUCGCUGAGAUGAUUCGCUCCAUUAAGAGAAGACGCUCUGAGGUGACAAAGCUGAUCAGAGAUCAGGAGAAGGCUGUAGUGAGUCAGGCUGAAGGAGACAUGGAGAGACUGAAGCAGGAGAUUGAUGAACUGAAGAGGAGACACUCUGAGCUGGAGCAGCUUUCACACACAGAGGAUCACAUCCAUUUCCUCCAGAGGCGCCAGGCUCUUCCUGUCACUCCUAAAGCUGGAUUUGGACCCAGAAUCUCUGUCAGUCCAAGACCUGAUUUUGGGAAUUUGAGGAAGGCGGUUUCUGAGCUGAAAAAUCAACUGGAGAAUGUUUGCAGAAUGAAAAUGGCAGAGAUCCAUCACCCAGUUACCAAAGACACCGUCCUACCGGUAUUAGUGCCCAGGACCAGAGCAGAAUUCUUACAAUACUCCUGCCAGCUGACGCUGGACCCCAACACAGCAAACAGCCGCCUGUCUCUGUCAGAGGGGAACAGGAAGGUGACAUUAGGGGCAGAGCAGCCAUAUCUUGAUCAUCCAGAGAGAUUUGACUGCUACCUCCAAGUUCUGUGCAGAGAGAGUCUGACUGGUCGCUGUUACUGGGAGGCUGAGUGGAGUGGAAAUGGAGCCCUGAUAGCAGUGACUUAUAAAGGAAUCGGGAGGAAAGGAGGGAGUGCUGACUGUGGGCUUGGAUUCAAUGACAGGUCAUGGAUGCUGAUCUGCUCUCCUUACGGUUACUCUGUCCGGCACAAUAAUAAACAGACUGUCAUACCCAUAAAGCCCUCAGGCUCUCGCAGAGUAGGAGUGUAUCUGGACCAGGCGGCUGGUACUCUGUCCUUCUACAGAGUCUCCUCUGAUGGACUGACCCUCCUGUACAGCUUCACCUCCUCAUUCACUGAACCCCUCUAUCCAGGGUUUAGGCUUCAUUAUCCAAACUCUUCCGUGUGGCUGUGCAUGCUGGGAUAG
Messenger RNA from Brienomyrus brachyistius, 1710 nucleotides. RefSeq names its product tripartite motif-containing protein 16-like. The record is from RefSeq and is a predicted model, not a curated record. The transcript is spliced from 6 exons. Lineage: Eukaryota; Metazoa; Chordata; Actinopteri; Osteoglossiformes; Mormyridae. The coding region runs from base 34 to 1710 and encodes 558 amino acids. Gene Ontology annotation, molecular function: protein binding; zinc ion binding.